CCGGCCCGCCCUGCCCUGUCCUCCCUUCCCACCCCCCCGCGGGCCGGGGGAGCCCAGCGGCGCCGAGCGGGGCGCCCCGGGGCGGCUCCGCAGCCAGCGGGAUGUCGUGCGCCGUCCCGGCGGCGGCGGGGGGCAGCGCGCUGCCUCGGAGCGCGGCGGCCGAGGGCAGCCAGCAGAGUCAUGAAGAAGAUGACAGAAAGGUAAGGAGGAGAGAAAAAAAUCGAGUUGCUGCACAGAGGAGCCGGAAGAAGCAAACUCAGAAAGCAGAUAAACUUCACGAGGAAUAUGAGUCUCUUGAGCAAGAAAAUACCUCCCUGAAAAGAGAAAUUGGAAAGCUAACAGAUGAAAUGAAACACUUGAGUGAAGUGUUGAAGGAUCAUGAAAAGAUCUGUCCACUAUUGCACUGCACCAUGAACUUUGUGACCGUACCAAGGCCUGACGCGCUCACCGGCUGCCUGCCAAGAUGAGACCUCUCCUGGAUCACCUUUAAAUGGGAUGUGUGAAAGUGCCAUUAACAGGGGAGACUUGAAGAACUGCCUGCGUAUGGUGCAGGUCUUCCAUCAAUGAGGGCUGGACUUGACCAUGCAGCUCUUCUCCACGUUGAAGUGUUACAGUCUCCUGAAUCUCAGGAAAACACCAGUAUGAGAAAAAGACAACUCGAAUUGCGACUUCUUAUUUGGUAGAAUCUUCGAGCCACGGUUUUGCAUUCAGAAAUGUCAAAGCGCGGUGCAGCCCACCAUCGCGCGAUGGAAUGUAGACAGGGAAAAGUACCGACCUUGGGCUGGGAUGCCUUUCUCCCACACGUCCAGUGCCAGUAACCCUUUGUCACUUGUCAUCCAUAUAGGUCACGUUCUGGCUGCUGUUUUUUUUCUCUAAGCAGGUUUGGUUAAUAAAAGCGAUGUCCCAUCUUUAUGAUGUUCUCCACCUUCUUCAAUAAUCAAUGUCUUUAUAGCAUCUCUGCUCUUUCUUUACUGGUCAAAUCCAAAGUCUAAUGAUAAUCUUCCUGUCAGUUGUUUUAUUAUUUGCUUAUCACCUCUUCAUUGGAUCUUCUUUUGAAGUGUGUGUAAAAAAAUUAGUCUUCCCAGUCUUUAUUUCUUUAAUAUCCCCAGUCAUCAGCCCUGCUGAUAUUAGUUCUUGGAGCGUUUUAUGUCCUAAAAUACGGCUUGGCCAGUUUCUAAUGAUGAUUGUCUGCUCUGUGGGGAAGAAAAGCACAACAGAGUUUGCUGGUUCUACACAUUGUUUUAAAAAGCAGAUUUUAAAAUUUACUGGUUUAAUGCACCCACUGGAAAUUACAAAAAUCUUUAUCCUUCAUCUUGCAUGUUGUUUCUGGUAAAUGAUGUCUGUGGGUAGAACAAAUAUAAUUUAGCUAAGCAUUUUGUUCUAUGUCCGGAGUGAAGAAGUUUGAUAACUACUUGCAAGAAAAACAUGGUUUUCUUUAACUUUUUUUUUUUUUACAAAAAGGAAUAAUUAUGACAACGUUAGUGAGAACUAUACAGAAAAAUGUGUUUACUUUCUCUGAAGAUUCUUAGUAGUGUCAAGCUCUAGAAAUGUGAAUCCUGUAGGCUGGGAUCCAGGAAAGAGUGUUUUUCUUGCAGUAUUUCCCAGUCAAAGAGCAGGUUUGGAUAAUAAAAAGCUCCACCCCUUUGCCAACUCUCUCACUUCAGCAUUUGGAUUUUUUUCAGUUCAGUUCAUGGGAUUAAUGUC
This is a messenger RNA of Grus americana (Whooping crane), 1704 nucleotides long. It is a transcript of the gene BATF3, whose product is annotated as basic leucine zipper ATF-like transcription factor 3. Gene Ontology annotation, biological process: regulation of transcription by RNA polymerase II. The record is from RefSeq and is a predicted model, not a curated record. Gene Ontology annotation, molecular function: RNA polymerase II cis-regulatory region sequence-specific DNA binding; DNA-binding transcription factor activity, RNA polymerase II-specific. Gene Ontology annotation, cellular component: nucleus. The transcript has 3 exons. Lineage: Eukaryota; Metazoa; Chordata; Aves; Gruiformes; Gruidae. Bases 102 to 467 code for a protein of 121 amino acids.